Molecule: messenger RNA, 1224 nt
Organism: Hansenula ciferrii
Lineage: Eukaryota; Fungi; Ascomycota; Saccharomycetes; Phaffomycetales; Wickerhamomycetaceae
Gene: TSR4
Product: small subunit rRNA maturation protein TSR4
Exons: 1
Coding region: 1-1224 (407 amino acids)
Biological process (GO): maturation of SSU-rRNA
Cellular component (GO): cytoplasm
Source: RefSeq, a predicted model, not a curated record
AUGUCUGCUGCUAGUAUAUACUCUUCGGAUGAUGAAGAUGAAAUUCCAAAAAACUCAGGUGUUUACUUAGGUUUCAUAGAUGCUGAUUUCGAAACUACUGAUGAUGAACCAACCAUUGAAGAUUCAUUUGUUGGUGGUCAACCUGUUUGGUUAAACCCAAAUUCAAAACCUUCAGAUGAUUUAAUAUCAUGUCAAAACUGUACUGGUCCAUUAUCUUUAAUCUUACAAGCUUUUUCACCAUUGGAAGGUACACUUUAUGAUCGUGUUAUCUAUGUAUUAGGUUGUCAAAAAUCAACAUGUUCUAGAAAAAAAGGUUCCAUAAGAGCUAUUAGAGGUAUUCAAAAAGAUCCUAAAAAAUUAGCACAAUUAGAAAAAGAACAACAAGAAGAAUUACAAAAUCUAUUUAUAUUAGAUGCUAAAUUGAAAUUAGAUAAUGCAAGAAAUAUUAAUUUAUUUGAUACUAAAGAUUCUUCAAAUCCUUUUGCAAGUUCAAACCCAUUUGCAAGUUCCACUGAUUCAAAUCCAUUUACAUCUUCAACUGAUUCAAAUCCAUUUGAUUCUAAACCAACCCCAAAGAAAGAAGAACCUACAAAACCAUCAUUCGCAUCAACUGCAGCAAAAGCAGCACCACCAACACCUAAAUCAACCAAAAAAUCCACUAUAAAAACCCUACCAGAAUAUCCAGGUUAUUUCAUAUAUGUUGAUCAAGAAUCAUUCAAAAAGAAACAACAACCAAAUUUACCAGAAAAUUUCAAAAUUGAUGAAUCUGCAUUAGAUACCGAAGCUGAAAUUUCAUCAUCAGGAAAUACAUCAAAAGAUUUAAGUCCUGAAGCUCAACAAUUAUCAAAUUCUUUACAAGAUAGUGUUUUCCAACAUUUCACUGAUAUCGUUUCUUAUAACCCAUUACAAGUCUUGCGUUAUGAAUUAGGUGGUAAACCAUUAUUAUUCACAUCAAAAGAUGAUACUGCAGUUAAAGUUACCAAAAAUUUAAUACCAAAUCCUGGUUAUAACCCUUCAAGCUCAAGACAAUUUGAAUUACAAAUCAUGCCUAAAGUUAUUAUGGAUUUUGAAAAAAACAUUACUGAUAUUAGUCAAGGUAUAAAUUGGGGUACAAUUUUCGUUUAUACUGAUGUGGAAGAUUAUAUACCUGAAUUAGAUGAAAAUCAUGUUGGUUAUGUCGAAGAAUAUGUUGGUGUUCAAUGGGAAGAAGAAGUUUCAAGAUAA